CGCACAAUCGCACACACGCCGCCACACCGCAACCGUUCAGAAUGCGAGCACUAUUUGCGACGUUGGCUGUCCUGGCAUUUUUCAAUGCUGCAGAAUCGGACAGCAAAGCCCGUAUCGUGUGCUACUUUAGCAACUGGGCGGUGUACCGGCCGGGUGUGGGACGCUACGGUAUCGAAGACAUUCCUGUGGACUUGUGCACGCACAUCAUUUACUCCUUCGUCGGCGUUACCGAGAAGAGCUAUGAGGUCCUAGUCAUAGAUCCCGAGCUGGACGUAGACAAGAACGGCUUCCGAAACUUUACCUCACUGCGGUCGAAGCAUCCCAAUGUUAAGUUCAUGGUGGCUGUGGGAGGUUGGGCGGAGGGCGGAUCCAAGUACUCGCACAUGGUCGGCCAAUUGAGCUACAGAAUGUCUUUUGUCAGGAGCGUUGUUGAUUUCUUGAAGAAAUACGACUUCGAUGGUUUGGAUUUGGAUUGGGAAUAUCCUGGUGCUGCGGAUCGUGGUGGCUCCUUCUCCGACAAGGAUCGAUUCUUGUACCUCGUUCAGGAAUUGAAGAGAGCAUUCAUCAGAGCCGGCAAAGGCUGGGAGCUGACUGCCGCCGUGCCUUUGGCCAAUUUCCGGCUCAUGGAAGGGUACCACGUGCCUGAACUGUGCCAGGAAUUGGACGCGAUACACGUAAUGUCGUACGAUCUGCGUGGUAACUGGGCAGGUUUCGCCGAUGUUCACUCUCCUUUGUACAAGAGACCACAUGACCAGUGGGCGUACGAGAAACUUAAUGUGAACGAUGGUCUUGAAUUAUGGGAGCAGAAAGGUUGCCCAACAAAUAAAUUGGUGGUUGGUAUUCCGUUCUAUGGGCGGUCAUUCACGCUUUCGUCUGGCAACACUAACUAUAAUCUCGGAACCUACAUCAACAAGGAGGCUGGUGGCGGCGACCCGGCUCCCUACACCAAUGCUACUGGUUUCUGGGCCUAUUAUGAGAUCUGCACCGAAGUAGACAAGGAAAAUUCAGAAUGGACUAAGAAAUGGGACGACCAUGGCAAAUGUCCUUAUGCAUACAAAGGCACUCAGUGGGUUGGAUACGAAGAUCCCAAAAGUGUCGAAAUCAAGAUGAACUGGAUCAAAGAGAAGGGGUAUUUAGGAGCAAUGACUUGGGCCAUAGACAUGGACGAUUUCAGAGGUCUCUGUGGGGAAGAAAAUCCGUUGAUCAAGUUGCUUCAUAAGCACAUGAGCUCAUAUACGGUUCCGCCAGCACGUACAGACCACGCAACUCCAACUCCUGAGUGGGCACGUCCACCGUCCACACCGGUGAACCCCUUAGAAGGUGAGCCAGUGACAACAACGACCACCACGCAACCAACCACCGCGCAAACGACCACCACGCAAUCAACCACCAUGCAACCGACGAUAAAUACACCAUCUGCGGCUAUCACCACAAUUGAAGCGGAGAAAGAAUCUGAAACAGAAAUAUUAGAACCACCCACCCCAGAAAAGCCUGAACCUGUAAAACCGUCAUCGGAGAACGAAAUCGAGAACCACGACGUGUGCAAAUCCAAUGAAGACUACGUACCUGACAGGAAAAAUUGCGUCAAGUACUGGAGAUGCGUCAAUGGUGAAGGCGUGCAGUUCACGUGCCAGCAUGGGCUAGUAUUUAACUCUAAACUUAAUGUGUGCGAUUGGCGCGACAACGUAGACCGCCCCGAGUGCGACGAUUAGCCUCAGUCUGAACUUAACGUUUGCCCUACACUGCCGAUAGUAAUCAUUCAAAUAAUUGUAGAACAGCGCUAGAUAAAACAAAUAAGACUUUGAUAAUAACACAUAUAUUUAAUAACAUAUUAUAAUAUUGCUGUAUUUCGCAACAAAUUUCUUCAUAUGAAAGGUCAGUCGCCUGCAAUUAAAUAUUGUAUAUAAUUAGUAUUCCAGUAAAUAUUAAUUAAAACCAUAUGUUAUUCCACAUAAACAUACUCCACGUUGGCUGUUGUUUAACGGGUAAAUUGAUAACACUGUAACAAACAUUUACUAGGAACAUUUGGUUGUGAUUUCACU
Hyposmocoma kahamanoa is the source of this 2042-nucleotide messenger RNA. RefSeq names its product endochitinase (gene Cht5). Lineage: Eukaryota; Metazoa; Arthropoda; Insecta; Lepidoptera; Cosmopterigidae. The coding region runs from base 42 to 1712 and encodes 556 amino acids. The record is from RefSeq and is a predicted model, not a curated record. Gene Ontology annotation, molecular function: chitinase activity; chitin binding. Gene Ontology annotation, biological process: carbohydrate metabolic process; chitin catabolic process. The transcript is spliced from 11 exons. Gene Ontology annotation, cellular component: extracellular region.